AAUCAAGGCGUGAAGCGAUUAAUGAGGGAAGCAAUGGAAUUAAGUCAGCCGACCGAAAAUUAUUACGCUCAGCCGUUGGAGGACAAUCUAUUCGAUUGGCAUUUUACUAUUCGUGGACCACCUGAUAGUGACUUCGAUGGUGGAUUCUAUCAUGGACGUAUAACCCUGCCUACUGAAUAUCCAAUGAAGCCGCCAAGUAUCAUGUUAUUAACACCUAAUGGUCGAUUUGAAACUGGUAAAAAAAUAUGUUUAAGUACGUCCGCCCAUCAUCCUGAAACCUGGCGUCCUUCGUGGAGUAUUCGCACCGUCCUUGUAGCUUUGAUUGGCUUCAUGCCUAGUCCGGGUAAUGGCGCUAUUGGAGCUUUGGAUUACACGAAGGAAGAACGACAAAUAUUUGCCAAGAGGUAUGAUCUUAUGCCUUACUGUGGCGUUAAUAAUUUAUUAAAUAUAACAUCAAUAACGCGUAUAAACGGGAUAUUACAUCACCGAUAA
Molecule: messenger RNA, 492 nt
Organism: Trichoplax adhaerens
Lineage: Eukaryota; Metazoa; Placozoa; Uniplacotomia; Trichoplacea; Trichoplacidae
Exons: 4
Source: RefSeq, a predicted model, not a curated record